Messenger RNA from Belonocnema kinseyi, 8907 nucleotides. RefSeq lists its product as uncharacterized. Lineage: Eukaryota; Metazoa; Arthropoda; Insecta; Hymenoptera; Cynipidae. The coding region runs from base 120 to 7100 and encodes 2326 amino acids. The record is from RefSeq and is a predicted model, not a curated record. Gene Ontology annotation, molecular function: calcium-dependent phospholipid binding; calcium ion binding. Gene Ontology annotation, cellular component: plasma membrane. The transcript has 15 exons. Gene Ontology annotation, biological process: positive regulation of vesicle fusion; protein localization to plasma membrane; positive regulation of D-glucose transmembrane transport.
UGUUUUAUAAAAAUUCUCAAUCGUUGAUUUUGUGUUUCUUUCCAUUAACUUCAUCUCAAACUUUGAGUGUGUAUCUCUGUGCGACGUUUUUGUGAUUUUUGUGUUUGUGAAAUUACGAAAUGAUUUACUUCCCCGCCAUCACCCCAUCCUUCUGCGACGGAACUGGACGACCACACAGAGAGGAAGUUGACGGUACUAAUUCUACGAUAGAUAUAAUGCCAGGAAAAAUCAAAGUAAAAAUUCUAGCAGGGAGGAAUCUCCCUGUUAUGGAUCGCUCAAGUGACACAACUGAUGCCUACGUCGAAAUAAAAUUUGGCAAUACAACUUACAAAACCGACGUUUGUCGAAAAACACUCAAUCCUCAGUGGAAUUCGGAAUGGUAUCGGUUCGAAGUUGACGACUCUGAAUUACAAGAUGAACCUCUACAAAUUAGGUUGAUGGAUCAUGAUACUUAUUCCGCAAAUGAUGCAAUUGGCAAAGUAUACUUAAAUUUAAAUCCCCUGCUUUUGCCUGGAGUUCCACCUCCUGUGAAAAAUAUGUGGACUUUAGAAGCAACAAUGAAUUCCAGCGUUGGUUCUCAAGCAGGAUCAGUAAUGACUGGUUGGGUGCCCGUUUUCGACACAAUGCAUGGAAUUCGUGGAGAAGUAAAUAUUAUUGUUAAGGUCGAGUUGUUCUUAGAUUUUAAUAAAUUUCGGCAGUCUUCGUGCGGAGUGCAAUUUUUUUACUCACCCAACGUACCACACGGGUACCACGCACAAGUAGUUCACGGAUUUGUCGAGGAAUUAAUAGUUAGUGACGAUCCGGAGUACAAGUGGAUUGACAAAAUCAGAACACCAAGGGCAUCAAACGAAGCUCGACAAACUUUAUUUUUCAAACUCAGCGGUGAAGUUCAGAGAAAAAUUGGACUGAAAGCUUUAGAUCUAGGUGGAAACGCCGUUAUAGGGUACCUUCAAAAUUUUGAUUUGGAAGGAGAAUCCGGGAUCGUCGCUAGAGGAAUUGGUACUGCGAUUACUUUGGUGAAGAUACACGAUUUUUCCAACGUAUUAUCCGAGGGCCCUACAGUCGAAGAGCUUGUAACGUACUGUUCUAAACCUAAAAAGAAUGUCGAUAGUCCCGAUUCUGACGAUAGUGUUCCUUUGCUCUAUCACUCACCCGUUUUUUCUCCUAAUACCUCUCCGACCAAUAUGCAUACCACACACGUGAGCCAUAAAUUUCCAGGUUACGGAAGAACAACUCCAAAACACUGUAAGGCAAUCAUGAGAGUGACAGACUACAGAAAUUUAGAACAAAACAAAGAUUCAGUUCGUCCAUUGCCACACUCCCCUUGCAGUCUCGGUUUCAAUUCUCGAAAAGCAGGAGGUUCCAGUUUUUCAUUAUCCGACGACGUGAUUGAUGAAUCGUCUAUGAGAAAUUUAUUGGCGUCAGAAGACUUGCGAUGCGAACCGGGAAGAAAUAGAUUUUCACGCGGCUUGAGAAAUCUCAAAUAUUUACAACAGAAUGUUCUUGCCAGGAGGGUCUCUCAGUUCAGAACGAAAGCGUCGGACUCACUUGAUGAAGAGAGUGAUGUUGAUAGCACAUAUUCUAGUACGUGGUCCGUUUAUGGUUCGGAUUCCGCCAGAUCGUCGGUUCUUGAUUUACGGCAGAACAUCAAAAGAAAAUCGUUCUCACGCGCCAAAAGUAGUAAUGAAGGAAUGGUUGCUCUUUUAAUUAAAUCUGUCCAUGCCGGAUUUCCUUUGGACAGUGUGAAAGAAGAUCGAGAAACACCGACGCCUUCUCCUGUUAAAUUUUUAGGAGACUCCUCAGAUGCUUUAAAGAAAUGUAAAAUUUCUGAGGAAAUUCCAGAGAAACCUGAAGAUCCAGGUAGUAAGGUGUUCACAACUUCUGACAAGAUAGACAUCAAGUCAAUUGAGAGUAGCUACAAUAAUGAUUUCUCAAUACCGAUGAUUUCAUCUUCCGAAACCGACACUUCAACUGACGAUGACGAACCUUCAGAAUCGAGCACGAAUUACAAUAUUCUUGAUGACUCCUCGUCUCUGAACGAAUUAGUUUUAAAAGAAUUAGAAAAUCCUGUACUAGGGAUCCAAAAAGAGAUGGAGACCAUGAAGAAAAGUUUUUUUCCAAAUAAGUCAAGGAUUUCAAAAGAUAAAAAUCAGCCGAUUUAUAGAAAAGAUUCUCUGCAGACUGAUGAAAGCACCUCAACUGAUAUAACAUCUUCAGAUUUAGACUCAGACUUCUUUCAUGAUAAACUGGAAAGCAGUUUUAGAAUUUUCGACCAUGUACCUCAGAAAAAAGUUGAUAAACUGGAGGAGGAACAGGAACCAAUGCCGUUUCCAGAGCCUGAUGCGAAUUUGGAGAACAGUAAAUUGUUUAAAAACACUGAGGACGAGAACACUAAAUCAAAAGAAAUUAAAGAAGAAGAAUUUAUUGAAAACGAUAAACAGAUUUUUGAAGAUGAUCUUCAUUUAAAACGUCGUUUAAACGAAGCUCUUUUCUUUUUUGGACAAACGGGCAAUGACGACUGUCCGAUUGCAGAUGAAACUCAAGAAAAUAUUUUAGAAACUUCUUUAGAAAAUACGUCUAAUUUACCAAAAACUAUUUUUCUUCAGAAUGAAGAUGAUAAGACUACUGAGUUGACUGUUAUUACUCAAAAAGAAGGGAUUGAAAUAUUUAGUUUGCCUCUUUCCGAAAAUGAAAGUACUAAAUCAACAGUGAUUAUUCAGCCAGAAUUAGUUGAAAGCUCUAGUGUAUCGGCUUUUGAUGAUAAUGAAAUAAAUGUUUUAAAAAUUGAUAGCCAAGAGGAAGGGACUGAAAUAUUUAAUGAACCCUUUUUCCAAGACAAUAAAAAUAAUGCAUUAACAGUAUUUAAUCGGGACGAAGAAAUUAAGGAUAUUUCUGAAGAUAUUCUGAACUUAGAUCAUGCAAACUCAACCUUCUUCUUUCCUGAUAAAAUCGAAGAGAGUCAGGCUUUAUUAGAUCGACAUAAUGCUCAAAAAGAUCAGAAUAUCCUAGUUAAUCUUUCAUUCUCAAUUUCUAAAUUUGACUUAAUAUCAAACGAAUCUCCUCAACUUCAAACAGACCCUCAUUACUUCUUGGAUAAUAUUGAUGCCGAUCAUUCGAGACAGCCAGAAGAAAAUGAAAUACAACAAAAUACCUUUAAUACUUCUGUAGAGAAAUCAGAUGACCAGACUUUUGAUUCUUCACAAGAUUUUGAUUCUAUUCAAUCAACAAGAGUGCAAGAAUUAAAUAUUUCUGGAGAAAAUCAUUAUGUGGAAUUAGCCUCAAACAAACUACUUAUGCCUUCUAAUGCAUCAGAGCCUAAAUAUGAUAAUGAAGCAGAAGAGUUGAAGAUUCCUUUAGUUGGUCCACAGGACACUUUGAAUUUAUCAAAUUUUAUUCUCGAAACUUCUGAAAACAGUCAACCGUUAAACUUGGAACCAGCUAUAGCAGAAAGUAACAUACUUAUUGAUGAUAAUUUUUUGAAGGAUAAAUCAAAUCAUGAAGAAUCAGAAAGCAAACUGCAGCAGGAAAGAAAUGUUCUAGUACCACAAUUUUCGCAAUACGAAGGAACUCUUUCACCACAAACAACUGAAGUGCCUGAAAGUACAAGGACUCAACCUCUUAAAAUCUCACCAGGAGAUAGAAACUUCUUAAAUAUAAACAAUAGUAGAGAAGUUGUUCUGAAAGAAGAUAAAUCGUUUACUUAUCACCCAUCUCUUUCCCAACCCGAAAAAAUAAAUAUAAAAAAGGAAAUUAGUGAAGAUAAGAGUUCCAGAAAAGUGGAAAGAACUGAUACAGUAAUUUACAAAGGUCCUCUAGAUGAGAAAGGCAGGCCUAUAACACCCAAGGUUGAAAAAAGACUAGCAGCUUCAAAAUCUUCUUCAUCAGAGUUAUUGCCGAUUCCAAUUUUUGUGGAACACGUACCUGAAAAGAGUAACUUGUUAAAAGUUCCCAUAGUUCACACCCUCGACGUGAACGUAAAAAGUACCUACACAAAAAAAGAAACCGAAUUAGCUGAGAACGUGGUCCUUAAAGAGCAUCAGUUGGAAGGAUUAAGGAAUUCGGAAGUCAUGCAACACAAGUACAGAAGAACCUGCAUGCUGGACUUGAUGAAACUAAUUGACACAAAGAUGAUGGUUCACACAUCCCAUCAUCAUAAAAAGGAUUCUUUCAGAAGUACCAGAAAGCGAAGAGACAAAAUAUCAAAGAACUUGACUCCUUCACCAGAUUCUAGUCAGAAGGCAAGAUCUCACAGAAGAAGGUCGAAAUCAAGGUCACCUGAAAUGUAUCCUCAUGGCAAAUUUCCUUCUACUUCCACUUUAAAUUCUGUCCAGGCACCUUCUGUCCAUACCCAUCAUCAUACCGUAAGAAAGCAUGCCAGUCCUUCUCUUCAAGCACAUAACCAUUCUGUUGAAAAUACGUGUAAACAUAUUCAUGAUAACUCUCAAGAUUCUAAUCCAGUUUUGAUGAAAGAUAAUUUACAAUUAGCUAAGAGUGUUACACAUCCGCUCGAACGUGAAAUUCGAAAAUCGGCUAUUGAUAAAUUAGCAACUAGUCUACAGAGCAACGGUCUUAAUAAUUCUAGUAUUGAUGUUGAACUGCGUGAAUUAAAACUGAACAAUAUUAGUUCAAUUCCGAUACCGGAAAUUGCAGAAUCUCCAUCGGAGAAUUUCUCUAGCGUGUGUAGCUUAAAAGAACCAGUAAAAGAACUGAUUGUAUCGACUAAAAACACUAACGCUGCUGUUACUGACCAUUUGCGUGUGUCCUGCUCACCUCCCUUUCCCAGACAUCAAGAAGAAGCUUCUACGAGUCCAGUUCAUGCAACAACGAAUUCUACGAAUGUUGCCAAUUCUUUGACUUCAAAAGCUCCACAUUUGGAGAAUUCAAAACCGAAUCCUUCAAUUCCACUUCACAGGAGGUCGAGUGAUUCGGAUCUUAGCAUUACACCCAAAGGUAACUCAUUAGCAGGAAGCGACAGAUCCAUGGGAGGAUAUUUGAAACCAACGACCGCGAUUCGAACAAUGAAUCAAGAAGCUUUAGACAUGUUAGAGUAUCCAUUUAUCACAAUGCAGCAAUAUCCGCCCGGAUUUGUAUUGCACAUAGGUGGAUUGGUGAGUGCAAGAUCUGUCAAAUUGCUCGAAAGGAUAUCAAAUCCAGAAGAACCAGAAGGACGUGAUUCUUGGUGGACCGAAAUCAGAAUGGAGGUUCGAUCUCAUGCGAGGGCAUUGGCUUGCAAUGUUGUUAUCGGGUACAGAGAAGAAACUAGUAUCAGUGACGACGUUUGCGUUCUGAGUGCAUCCGGAACAGCUGCAGUGAUAAAUCUUCAAAAUACAGGUCAAGAUCAAGACACUGCCAUUCUCAAUCGUGCCCAGCUAAGUAUGGCUGCUGCCUCGAUUGACUCCGAUCGUGAUAAAACACAGCAAAAAAUAAAUACCAAAAACGAUAAGAAUGAAAACGAAGUGCCCGUGAUGAAUCAAAUAGGUGGAAAAGUUAAGCGCACAUCUGAAAGUAAUGAUCAUGAAAUUCCCUACAGUCUUCCUAUCAGUAGCUGCAGUCUCUGCCAUUUACCCUACAGCGAAUCUAGUGUGCCAUUUAAAGUCAAUGUCACAAAAUGCGCUAUUUGUCGUCGAGCAAAAGUCGCAGACGUUUUGUUCACUACGAUAGAACUUCCGGAUAACGUUCCAAUAACUGGAAGAGGAUGCUUCAUACAGGCAAUCGUCUGUAAAUGUAAAAAAGACUUACGAGGAGAACUGAACGCAAAAGAGAUCUCAGAUUGCCUCCCAUUUCUCGAAUACGAAUUGCACAGUUUGUUGGUGAAUAAACUCAAAGUCAAGGGAAUGAAUGCAAUAUUUGGGUUGAAAGUGCAAGUCUCGAUUGGAGAAAAGUUGAUUAUUGGAAUGGCUGUUGGUACUGCUAUUUAUUUAACUGCUCUUCCACCACCUUCUAUGCCUCAAAUAGCGUCUGGAAAUUCUUGGCAUAAUGAAGAACAGCUCAACGAGAUUCAGAAGAACCUUGUAGAAACUGUCAAGAAAAAUAGGGAGUUUUACAAACUUAAAAAUACCGAUCUUGACAACGGAAGAUCCAGAUCAGACACUGAUGAAUCAGAUGACGAUCUUCCGGAAAUGGAUUUGAGUAUGGGAGCGAAGGAUGCAUGUGUUCUUGAAGUCGAUGACCUCGAGGACAUGGAGAGAGUAGCUUUGUUAAUGGAUGACACUCCACCAGAUGACUUCCAUGUAGUAAACACGCAGACGAUUCCUGGUUUGGAAGAUCUGGAAAUUGUCAGAAAUCUGCAAAUGUUUACUCAAGUUUCGAGGGCAAAGAUCCCCUCCGGUCAAUUUAGUUCGAUGCCUUCGAAAUAUUUUGCGAGGUUACUCCAGACCGUCUAUUUUAAAUUGCGGCGGAUGGUUCCUUGCGCUCUUUGUGACCUCAGAUUUAGAGUUGCUCUUCCCGAACAAGACGAAAUUCAGCUGUCUGUUGUGGGCAUGGCUCUUGGAUUAGGAGAGCCUUCAAAGUAUUCAAAGCAUCGAAGGAAACUCAUGUCAUACUCUUCGAGCAAAGAUCAACUUAAAAAAUCAGAUGACUGUGACAUGAUUUUCACUCUCGACGAGGAUAUCGCUGAGUCGGUAGCAUCAAACACGACUGAAACCACAACAAGUGUAUCAAAUAAUCUUUUGUACUCACAAAAGCCAAGGUCUCGAUCUCCCCUCCGAAUAAAAUCGCAAACAAUGCAUAGGGACAAACACGUGCCUUUAAAGGAACGCUAUGGAGUAGAUCUUACACCACUUUCGUAUUUACCUGGUGGAAGGAUUGAGAGGUACCUUGGGAAUCUCAAUUUCUUUUUUAUUAGAGAAAGCACGUCCAUUCGUGAAAAUGGUGGCAUUAGUGGUUUUACUCACAGCUUUGUAAAUGAAGUUCUGUCAAUCGUCCGAGCACAUGUAACAGCUUUAGGUGGGAAUGCGAUGGUAGCAUUUUUUAUGACUCAGUGUGUCCUUCUUCACAGCCCACAUAAAAAUCACGGCCAGUGUCUAAUUAACGUAGGCGGUGACGUAGUUUCCUUCUCAUAUUUCGGCGAUGAGAGGCAGACUGGAAAUACGAUUUGCUGACCCCAGCUACCUCAUUCAGCACCACCAUAGCCCAUAAACAUAAAUCCACUGAAUCGUGGCGUUUUUUACUUCGCAAGGCCGAUCUCUAUGGUGGAAUGAAUUCUUCGAUUCAGCGAGUUCUGAUUACAAGUACUUUUACAAUCAAAAAGGCUUUUGUAAAAAAACGAAUUAACCAUUUAUUUGAUAAAUGGAAAGUUUUUAUUUUUGAGAUUUUUAAUAUUUUGUUGUCUUCUUUUUCUUGUACAGUUUUUAAAACAGAGGUCAUCAAGUACCCUUCCCAAAUUGUGAUUCUCUUAUCAGGGUGACUACAUGACCAGGACAUUUCUUUUGAAUGUAGUAAUAUGGAAAAUGAAGAUGGUUUCGUAUAUUGUAUUACUCUAUUUAACUUGGAACAGUGAAUUUAAAACAAAAUUAUAAUUCUGAAUUGGGACAGGUGAUUUCAGUAGAGAAAUAUAAUUUUUGCAAUUGAGAUAACUAAUUCCCGUAGAGAAUUAUAAUUUUCAUUUAAGGUUCAGUUUAGAAAAAUAAAUUGUUAAGAAUUAUAAUUUUGACGCUAGGAUAGGGAUUUUGCGUAAACAAUUAUUAUUUGACUUGUAAGAAAACAUUUUUUUACAUGGAAUUGAAACUUUAUAAAAGAAUUUUUUGUAUUAAUUUGAAAGAAGCCUCCUUUUCCGCGUUUCAUGGAAUGGGACGCUGAAUUUCAUAAAAAAUUUCAAUCUUGUUUUUGAACAGGAAAUUUUGGACAUGAAACGGAAAAUUUAAAAAAAUAAUUUUAAUUUUGAUUUAUGAAAACGAAAUUUACAACUACCAUCUCUGUUCCAUGCCAGGAUUCGUCAGAUUUGAUAAAUUCUUUGUUCCAAAUCAGACUUUUUAAAAUUUAGAAAUUUUUUUUUUAAGUAAAUGUUUGCCCGAAUUUAAGUCUUCCUCUUCUAAAGUUUAUAAAAGGGGAUUUACUGUAUUUCUGAAUUACAAUCGAAAAUGUUGUAAAAAGAUAUAGAGCUGAUUUGGAAUAGGGAAUUUUUGUAAUUAAAUGUAAUUGUUACUUGGAAUAUAAUUUUAAUUGUGAUUUACAAAAAGGGAAUUUAAACAAAAUCCCUGUUUAAAUUCAGAACUAGAAUUCUUUUGCAAAAUUCUCUGUUCAAAUCAGAAUUGUAAUACUUCUGAUCAAGAUCGAAACCAGGGUCGACGAUGAAUGAGGUUUGACCCUCCCCCUGCAUUUUUUUUGUUACAUGUCCCCUCCCUCGAAAAUUUUUGUUCGCUACAUCCUUGCUUGCGACUAAAAAUAAUUUGGUGUUUCAACUAAGAAUUAUAAUUUUUUCUGAAAUUCCCUGUUCCAAAUUAGAAACCUUGGAAAUAUUUAUAAUGUGUCGAAUUCGUUUGAAAUCAUUUAAAUCUUUUGAAAUUUUUUUAAUGGACCGAAAAAAGUUAACAAUUGAUCAAGAGAAAUCCGGGAAAUGAUCGUGCAUUAAAAAUGAUCUGUCGGGUAGAUACCCUCGUUAUUUAAUUAGAGGUAUAUUUUUAUUGAGUAGCUUAAGAUUUGGGUCACAGAAAUUGUACUUAUUUGUAGAUAUAUAGUCCAAGUAAUUUUUAUGGACGAACAUAAAGUAACUAUAAUAAUAAAAAAACCAGUGUUUUUCAUAUACUCUGACUGACAUUGAGCCGCUGGGUGCAAGAAUCAGCCCGGCGCUCGAACACACGUAAAACUAUUAUCCGCACAUCUCAAAAGUAUAAAUUUAAAAAAAUGUAGAAUUGCAGUGAAUAAGGAAAUGAAACUUUUUCUUAUGACAAUUUUUUUGGUCAAACGUUU